Molecule: messenger RNA, 942 nt
Organism: Heterostelium album PN500
Lineage: Eukaryota; Evosea; Eumycetozoa; Acytosteliales; Acytosteliaceae
Exons: 1
Coding region: 1-942 (313 amino acids)
Source: RefSeq, a predicted model, not a curated record
AUGCACGGAAACGUACCAGAUGAUAUAGAUUAUAUUAAUGAUACUCCAACAGUUCAAGAGUAUAAGAAAUUAAAGAGAGUCAUGAAGAUCAUGACCAAGUUCUACGAAGGUGGUUCCGCUACCAAGUUGCAACAAGCCGAGUUCUUUGAGGCCGAGUUGAAAAAGGUUACCGACGACGAAGACAUGAUCAAAGCGCAAUUGGAAUCGCUCGCCAAAUUCCCAUUGCAUCCAAAGCGUCGUGAAUACGAGAUCGAGUUGAACGAAGAGCGUGAGAAACUCGUCGGAAUGAAGACCAAAUUCGCCGCCAAAUCCAAAGAGUACCGUGAUCUCUACGUGUGGUCCAACGGUAUCGUCGACGUCACCAAGUGGCUCGAAGCCGGUCUCGACGAUUACUGCGUCAAUCACCUCAAGAUGGAUCUCAAGAUCACCGUCGUUCCACCCGAACAACUGACCCGUGAGCAAUACACCUAUUACAAAUCCGGUUUGGACGAGAUCACCUACAACCUCCAGGAGUCACAAGACUUUUUCAGCGCAUCGCUCGACGGUCGUCUCCGUCAGUACCACAACAUCGAGAAGGAUUUGAUCGAGGCACAAAUCGAAGUGAUGUCCAAGUUCAACACAGAGUUGCCACGUCAACAACACGUCAUCUCAGAGUUGGAAGCCGAUCUCGACUACGUCAAGAAGAACAUGGUCGAAGAUCCAGCUGCCAUCAACAAGCGUAAGAAGAUGUUGGAGAUGCACUCUGACUUUUUCAAGGUUCUCCGUUGGUACAAAGAUAAGAUGAAGGUUCUCGGAGACGAGUACGGAAUCGUCGAGACCGACACACGUACCGAAGAGGAGAAACUCAAGACCGCCAUGUCAACACAAGUCGAAUUCAUGGCCAACUUGACCCCAGAAAACACCCCAGAGUUGGAAGAAUUGAAAAAGAUGAAUCUUCAUUAA